AGUUAUGUCAGUUCACAGCUGAUUUAAAUUAAAAUGGAAGCAACAAUAAAAAUAAGAGAGAAAAUUCCAAGUUUCGGACUUACAAAAAAAACGCCUGAUCUGGCAGCUCCAGAGCCGUCGCGAGAGGAAAUCGCGCCACCCGUCACGAAAAUCCACAGGAAAUGCACGCUGACAAUUUGUCAAUGGUUCGUCUACAGCCUCACAGCAGCCUGUCUGGCCCUGAACAUAUCGGACAUGUUUAUCUAUGUGAAGACGAUCUCUGGGAUCAGUGGCUGUGGGCGGUGCAUAUUCCUGCAGUACCAGAUCAUACUGAUGGUAGUGGUGGGGCUGGUCGUGUUUCUGCUAUGCGUCAUCCCCGUCGUGGUGCUCAAGCAGAGCGUCCAGGGCCUGCGCACUUUCGUAAUGCUGCUGUUUCUGGCCACGUGGCUGCAGAUGAUGAUGAUCGUCCUGCUGUCCCAUGACUAUCCCCUUGUUCACGACAUCGAAAAGAUCUGGACACGGCACAAGAGUCUGGAUUUCUACGAGCACAAGUACGAGUGCUGCGGCAUGACGGGACCCAUUGACUACAAAUUGGCCAAGGACGAGGUGCCCAGCAGCUGCUUCAAGGACCGCAGCAUGAGAUCCCAGGACCUGUACAAGUCUGGCUGUGCGACCAAGAGGAGCAGACCCUCGGACUUGGCCCUCACCGAGCUGCUAACCAUCGCCUGUCAGUACGUCCUGAUUGUGGUCAUACUCUUCCACAAGAUGUACCUGAAGCGCAACCUGGUGCCAGCCCGAUCCCUGAGAGCACUGAACGCUGCGCGUAUCCACCUCCCGCCGUAAUAGCAAAUUGCAUUUGCAUUCGGUUUUGAGGGAUUCAGUCCGGCAUGCGGGACUGGCAUGCGGGACAAAUUGGAUUGGAUUGGACUCUACUCUGCCUUGGAUUUCCUCAUAUUUCACCAGCUGCAAUCAAUAACGAUAAACACUCGAGUCUCCUUUUGAGUCUCCUGCCGAAAGGGAUUCAAUGUCCAGGGUCCAGUGUCCCGUUUCCCGUGUCCGGUAUGCAUAUGGAUGAGCCAAUAAAGAAAUCAACAAAGCAUGUCGAGGCGAUUGAAAAAGUAUUGCAAAUGCCAGGAUAGCCAGGAUAGCCAGGGAUUUGGCCACGGACACGAAGAGAGACAGGGACAGAGCUCGACAAUCGCAACAAUAUGCAAAUGCAGCUAAGCGGCAAAAUAUUCAAGGACAAUCCACCCAUUCCCAUUCCCAUUCCAAUCCAAUCCCAUCCAUCCCAUGCCAUGCCAUCUCGAGUUUAUUUCUCUUUUAUGUCGGUACAUAAAUUUUAUUGUUGUCAACAUUAAAUUCUGGUCGUCGUGGAAAACAA
This is a messenger RNA of Drosophila obscura, 1360 nucleotides long. RefSeq names its product protein late bloomer. The record is from RefSeq and is a predicted model, not a curated record. The coding region runs from base 34 to 822 and encodes 262 amino acids. Gene Ontology annotation, cellular component: membrane. Lineage: Eukaryota; Metazoa; Arthropoda; Insecta; Diptera; Drosophilidae. The transcript has 5 exons.